Messenger RNA from Stegostoma tigrinum, 3501 nucleotides. It is a transcript of the gene crtac1b, whose product is annotated as cartilage acidic protein 1b. The coding region runs from base 219 to 2102 and encodes 627 amino acids. The transcript is spliced from 15 exons. Gene Ontology annotation, molecular function: calcium ion binding. Lineage: Eukaryota; Metazoa; Chordata; Chondrichthyes; Orectolobiformes; Stegostomatidae. The record is from RefSeq and is a predicted model, not a curated record. Gene Ontology annotation, biological process: axonal fasciculation.
CCCUCAAAACGAUAAAAGGUCUUAUCGGUUCCAAGAAGACAGAGAGACGGAGGGAAACAUUGAUACCCCAAAUCAGGGACAAGAAACUGCAACCCCGGGCUCAGAAAGUGACAACUGUGCCCUCGUCUACCACUGUUUCUUCACCUCAUAAUCCCCCACCCCUCCCAAUUUCCCCUCCCUCCCUCCCCACCCUCAGACAGCUUCAACCCAGCUUGAGGAUGCUGCUCUCGCUCCUGCCUCUCUUAUCUCUUCUCCACCUGGUGCUCCCGCAGAGAAUCGUCUUUACAGCCGUGACCGACACGGUCCUCCCUCCCGACUACGACAAUAAUCCGACUCAGCUUAAUUAUGGAGUGGCAGUCACUGAUGUGGACAACGACGGAGAGCUGGAGAUCGUGGUGGCCGGAUACAACGGUCCGAACCUAGUGUUAAAGUAUGACAGAACCACGAAGCGGCUGCAGAACAUCGCUGUUGAUGAGCACAGUUCUCCUUACUACUCAUUGCGCGAUCGACAAGGCAAUGCUAUAGGCGUAGCGGCCUGCGAUAUCGAUGGUGAUGGACAAGAAGAAAUAUACUUUCUCAACACUAAUAAUGCCUUUUCAGGCAUGAGCACCUACACUGAUAAGCUCUUCAAGUUUCGGAAUGGAAGGUGGGAAGACAUCCUGAGUGAUGAGAUCAACGUGCACAGAGGAGUUGCCAACCGUUUUGCUGGCCGCUCAGUCGCAUGUGUGGAUCGGAAGGGCUCCGGGAAAUAUUCUGUCUAUGUGGCCAACUAUGCCAGCGGCCAAAUAGGCCCCCAUGCUCUCAUAGAAAUGGAUGAAGCUGCCAGCAACCUGUCGUUGGGAAUCAUUGCACUUUCCAAUGUGGCAGCGGAAGCAGGAGUUGACAGGUUCACGGGUGGCCGUGGAGUUGUGGUCGGGCCUAUCGUCAGCUCCAGCAGCUCCGAUAUAUUCUGCGACAAUGAGAAUGGGCCGAACUUCCUCUUUAAGAACAACGGAGAUGGUACUUUCACUGAUAUAGCAGCCCAGGCUGGAAUCGAUGACCCUAAGCAGCAUGGCCGUGGACUGGCACUGGCAGACUUUAACCGAGAUGGGAAAGUGGACAUAGUUUAUGGCAACUGGAUGGGACCACACCGCUUCUACCUGCAGACCAGUGUGAAUGGAAGGGUCCGAUUUAGGGAUAUAGCAACACAGGCAUUUGCAACACCUUCGCCAGUUAGAACUGUGAUUGUGGCGGACUUUGAUAAUGAUCAGGAGCUUGAAGUAUUUCUCAAUAAUAUUGCAUACCGAGGGUCUUCUGCAAACCGCAUAUUCAGGGUCUCUCAACGGGAAGGGGCAGACCCAUUGAUUGAAGAGCUAAACGCAGGAGAUGCCACAGAGCCAACAGGACAAGGAACAGGCGCUGUCGCUACGGAUUUUGACGGUGAUGGAAUGCUGGAUCUCAUCAUUUCUCAUGGGGAGUCCCGGGCUCAGCCCCUUUCUGUGUUUAAAGUAACCCAGGGCUCUGACAACAAUUGGCUGAGGGUCAUUCCUCGGACCCAGUUUGGUGCAUUUGCCCGUGGGGCCAAGGUGGUGCUGUACACACGGAGAACUGGACCUCACCUCCGCAUUGUCGAUGGAGGCUCUGGGUACCUCUGUGAAAUGGAGCCGGUGGCACAUUUUGGACUGGGUAAGGACAUUGCGACUCACCUGGAGGUGACCUGGCCUGGUGGGACAUUCACCUCCCGUGCUGUUGCCCCAGCUGAAAUGAACUCCACGAUGGAAAUCCCAUUCCCAGACCAGGACAGUCAGACCUUAAAUCUGGAAAUCGAGUGUGGGGAAGGCUUCACAGUUGACAGAAAUGGUCGCUGCACAGAUGCUGAUGAAUGUGUGCAGUUUCCACUAAUGUGCCCCAGGGAAAGGCCCAUCUGUAUCAACACAUACGGAGGCUACAAGUGUCGGCCGAACAGGAGAUGCAGUCAUGGUUAUGAACCCAAUGAAGAUGGAACAGCUUGUGUGGCUCAAGUCGCUUAUUUUGGGAAAGACUCAUCAGGUGCAAGACUCUCUGUCUAUCUCUAUCAAACUGCUGUGCUCCCGCUUGGUUUAAUCUACUGGCUCCUUGCCUGAGUCCUGAUCCUCGAUGUACCCCAGUAACUCUACAUCCAGAACCCACGGUCUUCCACUGCCCAAACUGUCGACAAGUUGAACAGAAUUCGAAAGAACUCGGCCGAUGUUCAGUCUCCGCAUCACCGCUGUCCAUGCACCUCACAGUCAAACUCCAGAUGAAAAAGCAUCCAAGAAAAUGUUCUGAUUGAGUUAUAAAAUCCUUGCAUAGCUCUGUUAUAGGGAAAUCCCAGACUCCACACACCCUGGAUUCACACACCCAGGUGUUUUAUCAGAAUUUGGCUAUAUGAUAUCGUAAUGAUAGACAGCGAACAUCCAGAGAAAAACACACGUGUGCAUACAAACACACAAUCAUAUACACACAAACACACAAUCAUAUACACACAAACACACAAUCAUAGAUACACACACAAUCAUAUACACACAAACACACAAUCAUAUACACACACAAUCAUAUACACACAAACACACAAUCAUAUACACAAACACACAAUCAUAUACACAAACACACAAUCAUAUAGACACAAACAUACAAUCACUUACAAACACACAAUCAUAUACACAAACACACAAUCAUAUACACAAACACACAAUCGUAUACACACAAACACACAAUCACUUACAAACACACAAUCAUAUAUACACAAACACACAAUCAUAUACACAAACACACAAUCAUAUAUGCACAAACACACAAUCAUAUAUACACACAAUCAUAUACACACAAACAUACAAUCACUUACAAACACACAAUCAUAUAUACACAAACACACAAUCACUUACAAACACACAUUCAUAUACACAAACACACAAUCACUUACAAACACACAAUCAUAUACACACAAACAUACAAUCAUAUACACACACACACAAUCAUAUAUACACAAACACACAAUCAUAUACACACAAACACACAAUCAUAUACACACAAACACAAUCAUAUAUACAAACACACAAUCAUAUAUACACAAACACACAAUCAUACACACACACAAUCAUAUACACACAAACACACAAUCAUAUACACACAAACACACAAUCAUAUACACACACACAAUCAUAUACACACAAACAGACAAUCAUAUAUACACAAACACACAAUCAUAUACACACACACAAUCAUAUAUACACACACAAUCAUAUACACACAAACACACAAUCAUAUAUACACAAACACACAAUCAUAUACACACAAACACACAAUCAUAUACACACACACAAUCAUAUACACACAAACACACAAUCAUAUACACAAACACACAAUCAUAUAUACACAAACACACAAUCAUAUACACACACACAAUCAUAUACACACAAACACACAAUCAUAUACACACACACAAUCAUAUACACACAAACAAAUGCACACAACAAAUAAGGACAUGCAAACAUUCACAUGCAU